AAAAAAAAUCAGAUUGUGCACCACUUUGCUUUUUUGUACCUAAUUUUAUUGUGGAGGGGCAUCUUUGAUGUCCAGAGAAUGUGAAAAGAAUCUUCCACUAUGUUUUUUCUGCAGGACCUAGAAUCCUGGGUGUCAGGGGAGCAUGGGUUCAUAGUGUUCACACUGGGUACCGUAAUGUCAUUUCUGCCUCAAGAAACAACCAAAGUCUUCUUAGAAGCCUUCAGGCAGAUUCCACAGAAGGUAAUAUGGAGGUUCACUGGUCCACUUCCUGAAAAUGUCCCAGAAAAUGUGAAGAUAAUGAAAUGGGUGCCUCAGAAUGACCUGCUGGCACAUCGUGGAGCUCGUGCUUUCAUCACUCACGCUGGCUCACACAGCCUCUUUGAGGGUCUGUGCCAUGCAGUUCCCAUGCUCAUGGUGCCAAUUAUUGCGGACCAGCCUGAUAAUGCACAGCGAUUGGUGAGCAGGGAAGUGGGUGUGGUGUUGGACAUUUAUUCUCUCUCUACUGAAAGCCUCCUUCAAGGACUGAAUGAUGUCAUCAACAACACCAAGUAUAAAGAAAAUAUGCAGAAACUUUCAGCGCUCCAUAACGACCGGCCGCUUGACCCUCUGGAACUUUCUGUUUACUGGACAGAGUUUGUAAUGAGGCACAAAGGAGCAAAACACCUCAAAGCUGCUCUUCAUAACCUCAACUGGUUUCAGUACUUCAGUCUGGAUGUUGCAGCCUUCCUGGCUGGAGUGGUGCUGUUUGUUGCUGUGGUGACAGUAAAAUGCAUGAAACUGUGGCUAAGGAAACUGAGCAGGAAGAGGAAGCAGGACUAAAGUUGUGCCAGAAGAUGACCUGACUGUAUGUGUAAAUUUUGCAGUAGCAGAGUUUUUAAGCAAUUAUGAUGCCAUUAACUUAACAGUGGCACC
Molecule: messenger RNA, 912 nt
Organism: Thalassophryne amazonica
Lineage: Eukaryota; Metazoa; Chordata; Actinopteri; Batrachoidiformes; Batrachoididae
Product: UDP-glucuronosyltransferase-like
Exons: 4
Coding region: 100-819 (239 amino acids)
Molecular function (GO): UDP-glycosyltransferase activity
Source: RefSeq, a predicted model, not a curated record